AUGGGACAAAAAAUACAUCCGCUUGGUUUCAGACUUGGUACAACUCAAAAUCAUGAUUCUAUUUGGUUUGCACAACCAAGAAAUUAUUCCGAGAAUCUAAAAGAAGAUAAAAUAAUACGAGAUUGUAUCAAGAAUUAUAUACAAAAAACCCCCGGUGUCGAGGGAAUUGGACGAAUAAAGAUUAAAAAAACAAUCGAUCAGAUUCAAGUCAUAAUCUAUAUGGUACUUCCAACGUUAUUAACGGAGGGUAAGCCUCGAAGAAUCGAAGAAUUACAGACUAAUGUACAAAAAAAACUUAAUUGUGUGACGCGAAAAAUUAACAUUACAAGUACAAGAAUUCCAAAUGCUUAUAGCGACCCUAAUAUUCUUGCAGAAUUUAUAGCUGGACAAUUAAAGAAUAGAAUUUCGUUUAGGAAAGCAAUCAAAAAAGCUAUUGAAUUAGCUGAACAGGCAGGUACAAAAGGAGUUCAAGUACAAAUUGCGGGACGUAUCGACGGAAAAGAAAUUGCACGUGUCGAAUGGAUUAGAGAAGGUAGGGUUCCUCUACAAACCAUUCGAGCUAAAAUUGAUUAUUGUUCCUAUCCAGUUCGAACUAUUUAUGGGGUAUUAGGAAUCAAAGUUUGGAUAUUUCUAAACAACGACUAA
Molecule: messenger RNA, 645 nt
Organism: Medicago truncatula (barrel medic)
Lineage: Eukaryota; Viridiplantae; Streptophyta; Magnoliopsida; Fabales; Fabaceae
Source: the annotation of a RefSeq genome assembly